Molecule: messenger RNA, 1467 nt
Organism: Funneliformis geosporum
Lineage: Eukaryota; Fungi; Glomeromycota; Glomeromycetes; Glomerales; Glomeraceae
Source: the annotation of a GenBank genome assembly
AUGCCACAACGCUGUCAACAACCUUGUUGCCGAAAAGGAGCUUCAUUUGGUCCAAAAGAUUCAAAAACUCCACGCUAUUGUGCUACGCAUAAACUAGUUGAUUAUGUCAACGUAAAGACACAGUGUCAAGAAGAUGGUUGUUACAAGUUUUCUCAUUUCGGUUUCCCUGGGUCAACAGCAACUUCAUGCGUCACUCAUAUGAAAGAAGGGAUGAUUCCCUUAAGGGUCAGAAAAUGUUUAGAGCCUGAAUGUACUACACGUGCGGUUUUUAAUGUUAUUGGCUCGGAUAAGGGCAAAUUCUGCGCUAAACACAAAAAACCAGAAAUGAUUGAUAUCCAAACUAAACUUUGUAAAUACCCGGGUUGUCAAAAAAAGGCACUCUUUGCUGUAGUGGGGUCAUCACGGACUUUCUGUGGUCAGCAUAAGCAGGCUGGCAUGAUUAACAUUGCAAGCAGAAAGUGCGCACACUCAGAUUGUUAUACUCGUCCUUAUUUUAAUGUCCCAGGAAAAACACAAGGCCAAUACUGCGCUAGACACAAAACAGCUGAUAUGGUUAAUGUAGUAAAUCGUCGGUGUGAGAAAGCUGGUUGCAUGACCAUACCAACUUUUAAUCUUUUUGGAGAAAAAAGUGCACGUUUCUGUGAAGCUCACCGAAACCCUGGAAUGGUCAAUGUUGUUGGCCCAAAGUGUAAUAAUAUUAGUUGCCAAAAAAGAGCGCUAUAUGGAAUACCUGGCUAUAAAAUGUCACGAUGCUUCACACAUAAAGAUAAAGGUAUGAUAGUGCAAUCUUCACGUUUAUGCAUGAUUUCAGAUUGUAAAAAGCCUGCUACUCAUGGAAUUUCUAAUCCAACUAGUUGCGAAGAGCACUCUACAGAUGACAUGCUUGACCUAGUCCAAAAAACAUGUUCCAAUUGCGGUUUACCUAACAUUCUUUUACAGGAUAAUAAGUGCGCUGAAUGUAGCACUUAUGCUGAAGUAAAAGUAAGAGUACGUUUGGCGAAACAAUUUCGGGUGAAGUAUAUUCUAGAUGAAAACAAUAUUGUGUAUGAAGCUUAUGAUUCCAUUGUAGGAGAUGAGGGAUGUUCAAAAAAGCGCCCUGACUUUGUUAUUGAUGCAGGCACACAUAAAGUUAUACUGGAAGUGGAUGAGUAUCAACACAAGAAAGGGGAAUAUAACUGUGAGGUAAAAAGAAUGUGGGUCAUUGCACAAGCACUUGGUAUUCCCACUCUGUUUAUUCGUUAUAAUCCAGAUAGUUAUAAAACCUCCAACGGAAUUACAAGGGAUAGUAACGACAAAGAGAGAAAACAAGAAUUGUUAACGUGCUUGCGCGAUGCAAUAAAGUCUCCGCCUGCUGAAGAAUCACAAUUCCUUCGAGUUAUCUACUUAUUUUAUGAUGAAUAUGACAGCACUAAAUACAAGAUAACGACUAUACCAGAAGUUUGGUUCAAGAAUGAAAUACAUGCUUAA